Molecule: messenger RNA, 549 nt
Organism: Mustela lutreola (European mink)
Lineage: Eukaryota; Metazoa; Chordata; Mammalia; Carnivora; Mustelidae
Product: gametocyte-specific factor 1-like
Exons: 1
Coding region: 1-531 (176 amino acids)
Source: RefSeq, a predicted model, not a curated record
AUGGGAGAAACUUACAUCAAUUCCCUGGACCCUGAAAAGCUAAUACAAUGCCCCUAUGAUAAAAACCACCAGAUUAGGGCCUGCAGGUUUCCUUAUCAUCUUAUCAAGUUCAGAAAGAAUCAUCCUGAUGUCGCAAACAAAUUGGCUACUUGUCCCUUCCAUGCGUGUCACCAGGUUCCCCUAGCCGAAAUCAGUCAUCCUAUCUCCAGCUGUGAUGAUAGAAGUUGUAUUGAGCAGGAUGUUGUCAACCAAACCAGGAAUGUUGGACAAAAGACUCUGGCUGAGAGCACGUGGCCGUGCCCUCCUUGCGAUGAAGACUGGGAUAAAGAUCUGUGGGAACAGAACAGCACCCCAUUUGUCUGGGGCACAGCCAACUACUGUGGCAACAGCCCUGUAAGCAACAUGGUUAUGGAACAUAAGAGUAACCUGGCUUCAGGCAUGCGUGUUCCCAAGCCUCUGCCGUAUGUUCUGCCAUGGAAAAACAAUGGAAAUGCACAGGAACUGAACAUCUCAUCAAAUGCCAGACCCUAGAAGACUCUUGCUUCUUCC